AAAAAAAGAACCUGCUUUUUAAUCUUCUCGCUCACUCUCUCACCGACCACUUUCUGUUUCUCUCUCACAACAACAGGCUUCUGUUUUAUAUAAAACAAAGCUUUUCUGGCCUUGUUCUUCUGCACACUUCGGAGUCUCUUCCAAAGUUCAAACCUGCUUUUGGUCGCAAGAAAAACGUUCGUGUAUUUUGUUUUUUUUCGAAGAAGACAGUGGAUUUCUUGGCAUUUGAUGCGUCUGAGUUCAGCUGGUUGAGUCGGACCCGACCUGCCCGAGUCUGUGUGAUGCGCUUGGGAUCGUGAAGUUAGAUAUAUUCAGAUAUUUCUUUUGAGAGGUACUGAAAUGGGUGAAGCAGAGACGGGUUCGGCGCUGAAGAAAACGCUCAAGUUUUUGUGUUGCAGUGAUGGAUGGUCUUAUGGGGUCUUCUGGCGCUUGGCUCAGCGUGAUUCUUUCAGAUUGUUGACUUUUGAAGAUGCCUAUUACCAAGAGCAAGAAGGGGCAAUGGUUGACAUGCUUCCCCAGGUCCACAUGAUGGGUGAAGGGGUAAUUGGCCAAGCCGCUUUCACUGGAAAGCAUAGAUGGAUGUUCGCAGAUGUUCUCGGUGAAGACUGGGAUUCCAUUGGUUCUUUUGAAAGUCAAGAUAUAUUCCAGGAUGGUUUUGAGUUUCGUUACCAAUUUUCCUCUGGAAUUAAGACAAUAGCGGUGAUUUCUGUGGCACCUCAAGGAGUGGUACUGUUUGGAUCCACCCAAAAGAUAUUGGAGAGAUCAGAAUUUUUGGAUCAAACAAAAAGAUUGUUUCAAGAGUUGACAAACGUUGAGGAGUCCAUCCCGUUGGAAAAGGCAUUAUCCUCUUUGAACAGUGACGCAUAUGUUCUAAAUGGGUUAUUUGAUUCCUCAAUUUCAUCUGGAAAUUCACGAAAUGGAGAUCUCAAUGCCAUAUGUUAUGACAGCCGUAAGGAGGUGCUGGGAGAAUCUUAUUCAGCAACAAUUCUGAAUGAGUCCUCGCAUACCAUGUUGGAGAUUCAUGAUGCAAGGAUGGCUCCCUUGCUCGGAGACUGGGAUCAUCCGGAUAAUAGAUUACUUACAGGUGGUACAGAAACUCAAAUCUUGCUAUCUGAUAAGCUUAGUACUCAGUUGCAGCAAGUGUUUGUACAGUCUACCUCGCCUACUAGUACAGGGAGUACUGAAGAUUUUAUGUUGACUUCAUUUGACCCGCUGUUAGCAUCUCAAUCAAGGGUCCAGGAUUCUUCAAAUCCGUUUACUUCGAAAGCAAGUAGUCUUGACUCUUGCAGAAAUACAGUAAUCAAUGUUCAGGGGGAUGAUUUGUCUCAGCAUUUCUGUCCAUCAACUCUUGUAAAAGAAGGCAAACUUCCAGAAACAGCAACUAGCAUGCAUAACUUUUCUGAGUUUAAGCCAGAUGAUUUUACUACGGAAGUCUCCAAACUGUGUCUGGUGGAUGAUCUGUCUCAGUGGUUUUCUCCCCCACCAGCACAUGGCUUCAAUAGGGUAGCAACUGCAUUGGGUAAUGACUGCUCACAACCAAUAGGAGUUACUUCAGCAUCAUCUUUUCUGGUUGGAGGCGAUGUCUUUAAUCGUUUUACAUCAAAAAGUCCUGGUAAUUCUGUUCAAAGUUCCAACCCUAAUACAUUCAACUCUGAUGGAAAAGAGGAUUCUGCAAUUAUGCAUGGUGCUGAAAAUUGUCUGUUUGACAAUUUGGGACUGGAUUUUGGCUAUGAUCAAUCUGGGGAAGAUCUCAUAAUGCCGGUAAUGAGUGCUGCCAAUGAUACUUGUCUGUCAGAAUGCGUCUCAGAGUUGGAUGUCAGUUCCGUGGCUGGCCCCAGGAAGGGGUUAUUCUCAGAGUUAGGCCUUCAAGAACUUCUGGAUGGCAUAAGUAAUUCUAAGUCUUUUGCCAAAUCUAGUUUUGAGGAAAAAAUACCCACCACCAAAAGAGCCAGGGUGGAUAGUUCAUCUGUGAAUAGCAAUCAAUUACAGUUGGCUAGUCUUGCUUGCUCUAAUGGGAGCAUGAACACAAUGCAACCUGGAUACAACCUGGAGAAGAAAAAUAAUGUACCCAAGAAAGAAGUUCUCUCAAAAUCACAGGUAGGUUUAUGGAUUGAUGAUAGCUAUAGCGUCAAUGUGGGGAACACUGGUCUAGCACGACCUCAGAAGCCUGAGGAACCUGCAAAGGCAACCAGAAAAAGGGCUAGGCCAGGGGAGAGUACGCGACCAAGGCCUAAAGACCGGCAGCAGAUCCAAGACCGUAUCAAAGAAUUGAGGGGGAUCAUCCCUCAUGGUGGAAAGUGCAGCAUUGAUUCUCUGUUGGAUCGGACCAUCAAAUACAUGCUUUUCUUGCAAGGCAUGACAAAAUAUGCAGACAGGCUUAAACAAUCUGAUGAGCCAAAGCUGAUAGGCCAAGAGAAUGGAGUGGUUCUUAGAGACAACAGCAUGGGUGGGGGAAGCGGUGGUUCUACAUGGGCAUUUGAAGUGGGAAGUCAAACGAUGGUUUGCCCCAUUAUAGUUGAGGACCACCCACCUGGCCAAAUGCUCAUAGAGAUGCUUUGUGAGGAACAGGGAUAUUUUCUUGAGAUAGCAGAUAUAAUCCGGGGCUUCCAGUUGAACAUCUUGAAAGGAGUAAUGGAAACUAGAGAUGAUAAAAUUUGGGCACGCUUCAUUGUUGAGGCAAGCAGUCACGUAACGAGGAUAGAUAUAUUUUUGUCACUUGUCCAGCUUCUAAAGCAAAUGACCACCUCUUCGAAGGAUACAGCAUAUGAAUCUAAUAACGCCAUUGAUGGUGUUGGGAUUUCUCUGUUGGACAGUAACCAGCAACAAAACUUGCUGCAUCCCAUAAGCUUGGCCGAGACACUUGGGUGCUGAUCAUGGAGCUUAUGCAUGAGAGUUUCAGAAGUACCUUGAGCAUCACGUGUUCAAAUGCCUGCGCCAUGAUGGGUGUUCUGAAAGUUAAAAGAGCCACACCUGAACAAGGAGAAGGAGUUGGCUCAUCCCAUUUCUGCUAUCUUUGAAAUGGGAAUGUAAUGUGCAUAGGGUUGAUAGACUAGCUAGGAUAUACCGUCUAAGAAAGAAAAAUGGGAAAAGUUCUUGUUGCUCCUCGGGGUAGUUUCCAAUUAGAGACAAAAUGAUGCCGCAGGCUUCUUGGUCAUAUAAUUGCCGGGUUUUAGGUACUUGGGUUUUCAAACUAAGACCUGAAGGAUGCUGCACCAUUUUUGUUCUGUCUUUUGCUUUGGGUUGCUCCUGCUGCCAUAUAACCUGUUUAUAGCGUGAAUCAAGCUGAUAGAUCAAUUAAUGAUAGGCUAACUUGUAUUUUUUUUCUACCCCUUUCUGUUGAGAUCUUGGAUCUUGAUCCCAUUAUGGUAAUUAGAAAGAAUUUCUUAUCUUUCAAAUGUUGGA
This is a messenger RNA of Juglans regia (Persian walnut), 3402 nucleotides long. RefSeq names its product transcription factor bHLH157-like. The transcript has 10 exons. Gene Ontology annotation, molecular function: DNA-binding transcription factor activity; protein dimerization activity. The coding region runs from base 340 to 2871 and encodes 843 amino acids. Gene Ontology annotation, biological process: regulation of DNA-templated transcription. NCBI's taxonomy places the organism in Eukaryota, Viridiplantae, Streptophyta, Magnoliopsida, Fagales, Juglandaceae. The record is from RefSeq and is a predicted model, not a curated record.